AUGUCGAAUGUAUUUGGGAAGCUUAGUGAAUUACGCUAUUUGGAACUCAAUAAUAAUAAUUCCAGUGGUCAAGUUCCUUCAUUCCUUUCAAAUAUGAGUGUUGAAUUUCUUGAUCUUAGCUUUAACGAGUUAGAAGGAAACCUCCCAAUUCCAUUCUUUGGAGCUGAAUUUUUUUCAGUCUCAAACAAUAAAUUUAAGGGAGAUAUUUCCUUUCUAUUUUGCAAUGCAAGCUCACUUGAGAUACUCAACUUGUCUCACAACAACUUGUCAGGCCCUAUUCCACAAUGCCUUGUUGCCCUCCCAAAUCUCUCUGUUCUAGAUCUACAGAUGAAUAAUUUUUCUGGAACUUUACCGAACAAUUUUUCAAAGAGUAAUGUCCUGCAAACUUUGCAUUUCAACAGCAACCGAUUCAAGGGAUCAUUGCCUAUGUCUUUGGAGUUGCAAGUACUUGUUUUAAGAGAUAAUAGGUUUUAUGGGGCCAUUCCUAGUUCCAAUACCAAGAAUCCAUUUCCUAAGUUAAGGAUUUUUGACAUUUCCAACAACCACUUUAAUGGAUCUUUGCCAACAACAUACAUCAAGGAGCUUAAAGGAAUGAUGAAAAUAGAUAGUAUUGAAGUUGGUGCGCAAUACAUGGGAAAUAAAAAUUAUUCUAUUUAUAAGGAUUCAGUGGUGAUCACAUGGAAAGGUUACACCAUAGAGUUGGAAAGGAUCUUGACAAUAUUCACCACCAUUGACUUGUCAAGUAAUAAAUUUGAUGGGGAGAUUCCAAUUGCCAUUGGAGAGCUACAUGCACUAAUAGGGCUAAACCUCUCCCACAAUAGAAUCACUGGUUCUAUUCCAAAAUCAAUGGGGAAUUUGACAAGUCUAGAAUGGUUAGAUCUAUCAUGUAACAAGAUUGUGGGUGAGAUUCCUCAAGAAUUGACAAAUCUCAACUUUCUUGCUGUUUUGAACCUUUCACAAAAUCAGCUUGAGGGGAACAUACCAAGAGGUAAACAAUUUGAUACAUUCCAAAGUGAUUCAUAUGAGGGAAAUGUAGGAUUGUGUGGUGUUCCAUUGUCAAAAACUUGCAAUAUUAAGGAUGGAUCUUCAUCAACUUUUGAAUCUCAUGAGAAAUUUGGAUUUGAUUGGAAACCAGUAGCCUUGGGAUAUGGAUGA
This is a messenger RNA of Prosopis cineraria, 1155 nucleotides long. RefSeq names its product receptor-like protein 33. NCBI's taxonomy places the organism in Eukaryota, Viridiplantae, Streptophyta, Magnoliopsida, Fabales, Fabaceae. The coding region runs from base 1 to 1155 and encodes 384 amino acids. Gene Ontology annotation, molecular function: protein binding. The record is from RefSeq and is a predicted model, not a curated record. The transcript has 2 exons.